Haliotis rubra (blacklip abalone) is the source of this 5030-nucleotide messenger RNA. RefSeq names its product triple functional domain protein-like. Gene Ontology annotation, biological process: intracellular signal transduction. The transcript has 38 exons. Gene Ontology annotation, cellular component: cytoplasm. The coding region runs from base 137 to 4897 and encodes 1586 amino acids. The record is from RefSeq and is a predicted model, not a curated record. Lineage: Eukaryota; Metazoa; Mollusca; Gastropoda; Lepetellida; Haliotidae. Gene Ontology annotation, molecular function: guanyl-nucleotide exchange factor activity; protein binding.
CUGGAGAUAGAAUGGAAGAGCUGUUCAGCUGGAGGAUGAGCGGAACCAGAACACGGAUCUUACCCACAUUGAAGGUGUGCUCCACCAACUGAAUGAGAGUCGGAGUCAGCUGGAAGAGCUAUGGGCGGCAAGGAAAAUGAAACUGGACUUGUGUCUUCAGCUGCGAGUGUUCGAGAGGGAUGCACUUGAGGUGUCAUCACAGCUGGAGUUGUGGUCUGAGGAGCUUCAGCACAUGGAGAUGGUGACCGACGGCAGCAAGGCAGAGCAGCUGCUACAGAUGCACAGCGAUAGUGUCCUGCAUAUGCAGAACUGCACCUUCGAGGUUCUGCAGCGAGGACAGGAGCUCUGCCAGUUGACAGAGAGUUCGGGUGUGCAGCUUAUGUCAGACUCCCAGUAUGAUGCUCAGACCCGCAUCCAAGUAUUGCUUGAGUACCUGCAUGAGAGAGAGAUGGACCUUGAGACUUUGGCUGAACAGAAGCGCAUCCGACUCGAGCAGUGUGUCCUCCUUCGCAACUUCGAGAUUGAAGCUAGACAGGUGAUCUGCUGGGUGAGGAAUGGCGAGUCCAUGCUGACAGCCAGCUUCAUGUGCCCAAACUCCCUGCUGGAGGCGGAGCAGCUCAAGAAGGAGCAUGAACAGUUCAUGAUGGCCAUCGAGAAAACACACAUCAGCGUGGUGCAGGUCACCCAGAAGGCGGAGGCCAUGAUACAAGGGCAACACUACAAUUCUGAAUUAGUGCGAGCUAUUGCUGAAAAUGUCACAUUGGCAUGGCAACAACUUAUGUACCAUGCAGAAGAGAGGCACAAACUGGUGAUGGCAUCAAUGAACUGGUACAAAACUGCUGAGCAGGUCUGGUCAGUGCUGGAGUCUUUGGACAGAGAUUACAAGCGGGAUGAGGACUGGUGUAGUUCUGAGAAGGCGCACAUAGCAGACAAGGUGGCCUACCUGGUGCAGCUCAUCAACAAGCAUAAUGAGCAGAAAGAAGCCUUCCUCAAGGCCUGCACCUUGGCCCGGCGCACGGCUGAGACGUUCCUGAAGUAUGUCAACAGAAACCUCCACUUCCUUGGCAUGGAGAUGAAGUUUCGCAGUCCAGAGGGGCACGUCAAGGCCACCCUGGACCAGCUGCUUCAGCAGGAGAACGUUGUCAUCGAGUUUUGGACGUAUAAGAAGAGGAAGCUGGAACAGUGCCAACAGUUUGUGCUGUUUGAGCAGAGCGCCAAGCAGGCCCUGGAAUGGAUCCACGACUAUGGAGAGGCGUACCUCAACUCCCACACCCACCUGGGGGCCAACAAGCAGGAGACAGAAGGGCUGUUGAAGGAACACUAUGACUUCCGCAACAGAGCAAAGGAGACAAAGGAGAAUGUGAAGCUGCUGCUGCAGCUGGCUGAUGGCUUUGUGGCGAAGGGCAACAUCCAUGCCACCAGUAUCAUGCAGUGGUGCGCAGCUGUAGACAAGCGAUACAAGGAUUUCUCAUCUCGCAUGGAGAAGUACCGGCUACAGCUGGAGAGCAAGCUUGGAGUCACCGAGAAGGAGCCAGAGCAGACAGAAAAGGAAGACCAGCGUGAGCAGCGGCAGAGUGACGGCUCCAUUGAGGAAAAGCUCCAGAAGGGAACACCCAAGGAGCUGACAGAGGAGAAGAGGAAAUCUGCCCGCCGCAGAGAGUUCAUCAUGGCAGAGCUGCUGCAGACAGAGAGGACGUACGUUAAAGACCUGGAGACCUGCCUGAAGUGCUACAUGUACGUCAUGGACGACCCCAGCAACAACACACCACCAGGGAUUCUGGGAAAACAGAAAGUUAUAUUUGGAAAUCUGGAUGAAAUCUAUGAAUUCCAUAAGAGCAUAUUUUUAAAAGAAUUAGAGAAAUAUGAAACAAUUCCAGAAGAUGUUGGCCAUUGCUUUGUGACGUGGGCAGAGAAGUUCUCUAUUUAUGUGACCUAUUGUAAGAACAAACCAGAUUCCAAUGCCUUGUUAGUGGACCAAGCAGGCAACUUCUUUGAGGAGAUGCAGAGCAAGCACAAGCUGAACGACCCUGUAGCCUCCUUCCUCAUCAAGCCAGUGCAGCGCAUCACCAAGUACCAGCUGCUGCUCAAGGACUUGCUCACCUGUUGUGAGGAACACACAGGAGAAAUAAAGGAUGGGUUGGAUGUGAUGCUAAAUGUGCCCAAGAAAGCAAACGAUGCAAUGCACCUGAGCAUGUUGGAGGGUGUGGAGGAGAGUCUUGAGGCGCUGGGGGAGGUGUUGCUGCAGGACAACUUCACCGUGUGGGACCCCAAGCAACUCAUCAAGAAGGGCCGUGAGCGGCACAUCUUCCUGUUUGAUGUCUGUCUCAUAUUUGCCAAGGAGGUUAAAGACAGCACUGGCAAAUCCAAAUAUAUGUAUAAAUUUAAAUUAAUGAUCUCAGAAGUUAAUGUAACAGAGCACAUUGAGGGAGAUGAAACCAAGUUUGCCCUGUGGACUGGUAGAGCUCCGAUCUCCGACUACAGAAUUAUACUUAAGGCAUCCUCACUGGACACCAAGCAGCAGUGGGUGAAGAAGAUGAGGGAGCUCAUCCAGGAGCGUAUGAUGUACAUGCAUGAUGCACUCAAAGACAAACAACCAACCAUGUUCAAACCACCACCUAAACUCUUCUAUGGGAGCAGAGUCAGCAGGGAUAUGGAAAGUGACUCUGCUUCUCUGGAAGAAAUUGGAAUGGACCGGAGAGGGUCCUUGACAUCCAUAAACUCCACUGCCACCAGUGGUACCACAGACAGCAGCAGCAGUGGCGGCAUGCACAAGGGUGCUGGUGAUGUGACUGUAGUGAUAGAAGAUUUCUCAGCAUCUACUAGCAAUGAGGUUACACUGGCCAAAGGUCAGAGUGUGGAGGUCAUUGAUGCUGCACCAGGUCAUUCGGACUGGUGUCUAGUCCGAACAGUGCCAAAUGAGUCAGGGGAAACAACUCAAGGAUUAGUGCCAAUGUCGGCUCUUAAACCAAUCGCCAUUUUGAGGGCUCCAGGAUCACGAAACAGCCUUGACCUUGAUGAAGGAGAAGGCUCAUCAGGGCUAAACGCUUCAGCUUCUUCACCGGUGACAAAGAGAAGAAGCAGCUUCAGGAAGUGGUUGACAAAUCCUGUGCGUAAGUUGAGUCAUGGCAAGAUUGAGAAACAGGGUCAGGCUCUCCUGGAAGCCCAGCGACUGGCUGCAGCAAAGGGAGAACGGAAGGUGCUCAACCCACUCGGAGCAGCAAAGGAGCAGGCUGAACAGGGACAAAAUGUGGAGCAGGCAGUUACACCUCAGGUUGUCAUGGUUACUAAUAAAGCUCCAUUGGAAUCCACCAAUGAAGAGCCAGAACCAGCUCAAGAUAUUGAAAUACCUCCACCUAUGGAAAUUCAGGAUCACACUUUCAAGGCUGCCCAGGAACCACCGAUGGAAGAAGUCAGUACUAAACUGGCAUCCACCUUGUCCCUCAAGCAGCAACAGCAGCAGCAACAACAACAACAACAGCAACAGCAGCAGCAACAGCAGCCUUCAGCUGAGGCAGGAGGGACUGUAGACUUGGCCACUGAAAUGGAAAACAUGAUCUUUCAAAGAAUGGACCAACCGACAGAGGUGGUCCCGAAGUCCGACAGUGGUCCAGAAGAUGAGGAUGACAAGUCGGCUGGGGCUGAUGCAGAGGGCGACAAGGCCAAGUACCUCAAGAAAAGACAAUUUGUCCUACAGGAGCUGGUGGACACAGAGAAAGACUAUGUGAAGGACCUUGGAUGUGUGGUUGAUGGCUACAUGACGUUGAUGAAGGAAAGCCCAUUCCCUGAAGAGGGCAAGGAUAAGAUCAUCUUUGGCAACAUCCACCAGAUCUAUGACUGGCAUAAAGAGACUUUCCAACCUGAAAUUGAGAAGAUUUCCGAGGAGCCAGAGCGACUGGGGAUGAUCUUUGUCAGAUACGAGCGGCGUUUGUACAUGUAUGUCAAGUAUUGUGAGAACAAGCCGAAGUCAGAGUACAUAGUUGCUGAAUACUUAGAAACUUUCUUUGAGGAUCUGCGUCAGAAGCUAGGCCACAAGCUGACAUUGCCAGAUCUCCUCAUAAAGCCGGUCCAGAGGAUCAUGAAGUACCAGCUCCUGCUGAGGGACAUUGCCAAGUACACAGAAAGAGCUGGACUAGAUGUCACAGAUCUGAAGAAAGCCCUCAGAGUCAUGAAUGUCGUCCCCAAAGCAGCCAAUGAUAUGAUGCAAGUUGGGAGACUACAGGGCUUCAAUGGAAAGAUAACUGCCCAGGGGAAGCUGCUGCUGCAGGACACACUUCUUGUGUCUGAGAUUUCAGGGACGUCUGGACCACAGAAGUUCAAGGAACGGCGUGUUUUUCUCUUUGAGCAGAUCAUCAUCUUCAGUGAGAUGACAGAGAAACGGAAAGGAGAUUUCUCUAAUGCCAACUAUGUGUUCAAAAAUAGUGUCAAAGUCAACAAGAUGUCAAUGUCUGAAACUGUGGAAGGAGAGCCCUUCCGCUUUGUGCUGGUGGACCGCACCCCAGGGUCAGACAUGAAGUUCUACACUCAGGCCCCAUCAGAGGAGGUGAAACAAACAUGGAUCAGGGAAAUCAAGUCCAUCCUCGACAUGCAGGGGGACUUUCUCAGAGCCCUACAGUCCCCUAUCGCCUACCAGAAGGAACUCACUAAAGAGAUGUCUGCUCCUGAGUUCGGUAGCCUUCCCCGGGAGUCAGCAUUACGGAAGACACAUUCUCACCCACAGCAAGCAAAGGGAGUCAACCCCAUUGCAACCAAAUCAAAAGGUGGUCGUCAUGACAGUAAAAAGCAUGAACGAUGUAAAUCAGUUCCCGCACCCCUACCUGAACUCCCUGCUGAGGAUGCAUCCAAGUCAUCUUGCCCAAACUCUCCGACUGAAACAUCGAAAAGAUCCCACAAACCCUGACAGAAAACUUGGUGAUGGUGGUGCUAAGAAAAUGAGUGCAUCUGGUGGAUCCACCCCCAGCAGUGAGACGAGUUCAGGGGUGGCUGGCUCACCCAAGCCAAAAAAGACAAUAUUUGAAGGAUUUCGGAACACC